Chionomys nivalis (European snow vole) is the source of this 290-nucleotide messenger RNA. RefSeq names its product centromere protein X-like. The transcript has a single exon. Gene Ontology annotation, cellular component: Fanconi anaemia nuclear complex; FANCM-MHF complex. NCBI's taxonomy places the organism in Eukaryota, Metazoa, Chordata, Mammalia, Rodentia, Cricetidae. Gene Ontology annotation, biological process: DNA repair; resolution of meiotic recombination intermediates; kinetochore assembly. The record is from RefSeq and is a predicted model, not a curated record. Bases 8 to 244 code for a protein of 78 amino acids.
UGUGGCCAUGGAGGAAAUGAGCGGCUUCCCGAAGGAGCUGGUGAGCAGAGUACUGCACCUGCACUUCAGGGAUUGCAAGACAAAAGUCAGUGGGGACGUGCUGCAGCUCAUGGCGGAGUUCUUGAAGAUCUUCGUGGUAGAAGCCGCUGUCCGUGGGGUGCAGCAGGCCCAGGCAGAGGACCUAGACAUCGUGGAUGUGGAUCAGCUGGAGAAGGUGCUCCCUCAGCUGCUCCUGGACUUCUAGAGGUUGGCCUGUGGCCUGCAGAGUCUAGGACGAAGUCCCGUCAGCA